AAAGAGGAAAUUUCAUAUUAAAUGCAAUUAAAGGAAACUUAGAAAUAAAUCUUCAAUAAAAUAUAGUCCAGUCCAGUAAUAGUAGUAAACAGCAUUAUAACUAUAUGGAAUAAGGUUUCAUCACAAGUCUGGUUUUUCUAGUGACUCAUCUCUCUACUUUUAGCAAGCUUAAUUAAUCUUGAUGACCCAAAUAAGAACGAUUGGAUUUUGAAUUCUCCAGUCUAUUUUUAGUUUUAUUUUCCGUUUUGCCUCUGUGGUCUUGAUUUGGGUUGUGUUUUCCAGAUAAUAAAGGUAAAUAGGAGCAGAAAUUUGCGGUAAAAGAACAAACUUUACGGGUUUGAAUAGCUGAAUUUACCAAUUCUUGUUCUCAGGAAUUUUAGUUGGAUGCACGGGUGUGGGUUUAUGGAAGUAGUAGAUGUUAGAUUUGAUGAAAAUAGCAGAAAUCACCUUGGAAGUGUUUGAAAGUUCUUGAAAAAGAUACUACUGGUUUUGUGGAUAAGUUACUGUAUAUUCCAAAAUGUCUCUGAUUCCUGAUAAAAGCAUGUUACCUUCAAGGUCUCUGUCCUGUCUAAUAGCCAUUUCUGUUUUCCUUUUGAUAAUUUCUUCACUUUCCCUUCUUCAAUUUGCUGACAAUUCUUUCAUACCCAGAUCAGUUUUUAGUUUAAUUCUUGCUAAUAGUACAUCCGUUUACUUGACCUCAAGUGGAGAAUCUAAAGCUCCUUUCUUGCCUAUUGAAACUUCACAUGAACAAAUCCUGAAAAGCCAAGAGUUAGCUUGUCACACUUCCAGUUUCAGCAAUGAUAAUGUUGGAUUCGGAGUUGGGAAAACUUGUGGCCCGAAACGAGCUCUUCUUAAAGUGUAUAUGUAUGACUUACCUCCUGAAUUUCACUUUGGGCUAUUAGGUUGGAAAGGAAGUAGGGACCAAACAUGGCCUAGUGUUGGUAACCCGAGCCAAAUACCCUCAUAUCCUGGUGGCUUGAAUUUGCAGCACAGCAUUGAAUAUUGGCUUACCCUUGACCUUCUAUCCUCAAACUCCCCAAAUAUUAAUAGACCAUGCACUGCUGUCAGGGUGCUGAAUUCGAGUGAAGCAGAUGUAAUUUUUGUGCCCUUCUUUUCGUCUUUGAGUUACAAUAGGCAUUCGAAGGUUCAAGGGAAGGAAAAAAUCAGUCUCGAUAGAGUGCUGCAGGAUAAAGUGGUGGACUUUUUAAAAAGUAGAGAUGAGUGGAAGCGAAGGGGUGGAAAGGAUCAUGUAAUUGUUGCUCACCACCCCAAUAGUAUGUUGGAUGCAAGAGAGAAGCUAGGUUCCACCAUGUUUGUACUUGCAGAUUUUGGAAGGUAUAGAGCCGAAAUAGCAAAUAUUGGAAAGGAUGUGAUUGCUCCUUACAAACAUAUGGUCCAGACAAUAGGUGCUGGCAACUCACCCUCUUUCAGACAACGGAAUACGUUAGUUUACUUUCAAGGGGCAAUCUAUCGAAAAGAUGGUGGAGAGAUUCGUCAAAAUUUAUACAACCUUCUCAAAGAUGAAAAGGAUGUACACUUCACAUUUGGAAGCAUUCAAGCAAAUGGUGUCAGGGAGGCUGGAAGAGGAAUGGCAUCGUCCAAAUUCUGCCUGAAUAUUGCUGGAGACACUCCCUCUUCAAAUCGUCUCUUUGAUGCCAUUGCUAGCCACUGUAUUCCGGUUAUAAUUAGUGAUGAGAUUGAGCUACCAUUUGAAGACGUUCUCGAUUACUCAGAGUUCUGUGUGUUUGUAAAUUCAUCUGAUGCUGUAAAGAAGGGCUACCUUCUGAACCUUCUUAGAGAAAUGAAGGAAGAUCAGUGGACCAAAAUGUGGGAAAGGAUAAAGGUGCUCAGCAAACAUUUUGACUAUCAAUAUCCAUCCCAAACUGGUGAUGCAGUGGAUAUGAUUUGGCAGGCAGUUUCAAGAAAGGUGUCAUCUAUACAACUGAAGGAUCAUCGCGACAAAAGAUACCACAGGUCGCAGCUUUUCCUCAAAGACCAGAUGUCAUGAUUAUUUAUGUGAAAUUUCAGAACCUCAUCCUGUAGUUCUUUUAGGAGAUCAGCUGUCAGGUCGAGCUUGAUUCUCUACUUUGUGGUAUGAGUUUCCAAAUUUCUUAACUUAUUGUAAAUUCUUUUUUUAUAAUGAAUGCAAAUUUUGUGCCUCUCCUGACAGAUAA
This is a messenger RNA of Nicotiana tabacum (common tobacco), 2174 nucleotides long. NCBI's taxonomy places the organism in Eukaryota, Viridiplantae, Streptophyta, Magnoliopsida, Solanales, Solanaceae. The record is from RefSeq and is a predicted model, not a curated record.